Haliotis rufescens (red abalone) is the source of this 2343-nucleotide messenger RNA. RefSeq names its product ubiquitin-conjugating enzyme E2 T-like. The transcript has 6 exons. Lineage: Eukaryota; Metazoa; Mollusca; Gastropoda; Lepetellida; Haliotidae. Bases 86 to 703 code for a protein of 205 amino acids. The record is from RefSeq and is a predicted model, not a curated record.
CAUGGAGCAAAGUCGUGCCAGUUUUCGGCAUUCGGCGGGAAGUGCGAAAGAAUUUUCAGAUUAUUACCAGUAAACAACGACAACAAUGCAACGGAAUGUGCGCAUGAAGCGAGAAAUUCAGAUGAUGUCGGAAUCACCACCUCACGGCAUAUCAUGCUGGCCUAAAGAUGAUAAAAUAGAUCAUCUAGAAGCACAGAUUGUUGGUGGUGAAGGCACUCCAUAUGAAGGUGGAAUAUUCAAAUUGGAAAUCCAGAUUCCUGAAAGGUAUCCAUUUGAACCCCCCAAGGUACGCUAUGUGACUCCUAUAUAUCAUCCCAACAUUGACAACGGUGGACGAAUUUGCCUGGAUACGCUGAAAAUGCCCCCAAAGGGGGCGUGGAAGCCGUGUUUGAAUGUCGGAACCGUGCUGACGUCCCUGCAGCUGCUAAUGGCCGAGCCGAAUCCCGAAGACCCCCUCAUGACAGAUAUCUCCAACGAGUUCAAAUACAACAGAGCACUGUAUAACGCCAGGGCUAAGGAAUGGACAGAAAAACAUGCCAUGCAGAAAACUAAGCCUGUCGUAUCGGAGGACAUACUGAAAGAACCUGAGAACACCAACAGUUCAAUUGGAAAAGGAAAAGAUGCCUCAGACAAUGUUUCCUCGGGUCUAAAACGGCCCUCAGCUAUGUCAGACGUCACAAACAAGCGCAUCAAGCCGAGCUAGACAGGACACUCAACUGACUGAAAAUAUCAAACCGCUACUUUGUGCUCAACCGUUUCAAGUUAAAGGGGAGCCACUCAACAACUCGAUGUCCAUGGAGUUAUUUGAGGGGGGGGCUCAGACUUUCAGGAGGAUGUGAAAGCUCAUUCAUCUCAUAAUAUUAACGGACAGUUAUGGCCCUGUCACACUGCGUUUUAGAGUAACUUGCACCUAGCGUGUAAAAGACAGUACGCUGUCAUAUGUCGAGCUUUCAUAAAAAAAACAUGAUUUUGGCGAAUCCAUAGUGAAAACACAACGAGAGUUCACCAUAUAUGUAACGUAUUAGUAGCAUAUCACUUACACAUAACUUAUGACAGCGUAUAAAAGCAUAUUGCCAGCGUGUGUCUGGCGUGUUCAACGUAUGCCCAGCGUAUGCACAGCGUAUGAUCAAUCUAUGACUGGCACGCUCAGCGUAGGGGGCAGGUGCCUAAAACGGGCCCUAUAGGUAACGUAUGUAGAGCAUACUUCUAAUGUAUGCCUAAUGUAUAUUUCACAGUUCCCAUACGCCGAAAAUUUUGUGCAUGUAUACCGGCAUGCUUUUAACGUAUACAACCUAACUUGUCCAUAGCGUGUUUCAGCGUUGCCGGCGUUUAGGCAAAAAUUCUCAUACAACGCCAUACGUUACUGCUAUACGUUGUUGUGUAACAGGGCCGUUACAUAGAAUUUUGCUUCAAGUUUAUUACAAGGCAGUGAUGUGGUUUGACUUUUCUUUAACUGAAUCAGAGCAGAACACGAAAAAGCCAUUAUUACCAGCCUCCGAUUCAUCACAUGGUUUCAAGGCCAGGGAAACAAUGCAUUGUCAUUUUUUCAUAUUUCUGCCAUGAUAGAUUAACUGUAGUUAUAUGAAAGGAUCGAGUGUUCUUUAAACUCUUUAUGAAUUGUAUACUUUGUAGCCAAGAUUCACUGUCAUGUUUUGGUUCCCUCAACUUCCUAAAUCUUUGAUCAUGAUGAACAUCUCAGUGACAUGUCAACUCAGUGUUUUCUGGUCAUCUAAAAACAAUAUGUGUGUUACAUACACUUUCAUGUCCUGAACCCCUUUCUUCCAAGAUGUCAUUAGGAAAAGACCCUUCUGUGAUUCCAGGUUAGAAAUGGAAAUGGUCGUCGGUGGCGACAAAAUGGAUUGGGUAGUCAGGCUCUGUGACCUGCGAGUCAUCAUGCUGCAAUGGCGUGGAUCCUUGUUCAAAAUAUCAAUCACAGGAUUGUCUGGACCAGACUUGAAUAUUUUUAGGCCACAAUACAUGAAGCCUGAAUAUAUUCAUGAGUUCGGCAUUAAAUAACAAACAAAUUUAUGAAAAUGAUAUGUCUGUAGGUAUCUGGGGUAAUAAACUGUGAGGUGGGUAUUUGAUAAUGUGACAGCUAAUAAUGAAAUUCUUAUAAUGAAUUUGUUCUGGAAUUAUUGUGAAAUAAAAAUAUGGUGAAAACUUGUCCCAAAGGAAGGGCCAUGUUAAGCAUGAAGAAGCAACAUUUCUCUCUAUUCUUUUUUCCUCUUGUCAGAAUAUUUUGGCAAUAGUGCUACAACUGUACAUAUUGUGACUGAAAAAUGUCUGUAUGAUGAUUCUGUAAUGUCUUUCAACUUGACGCAUCAUUAAACAUUCUCAGUUAAA